Messenger RNA from Cadophora gregata, 1101 nucleotides. RefSeq lists its product as uncharacterized. The record is from RefSeq and is a predicted model, not a curated record. NCBI's taxonomy places the organism in Eukaryota, Fungi, Ascomycota, Leotiomycetes, Helotiales, Ploettnerulaceae. The coding region runs from base 1 to 1101 and encodes 366 amino acids. The transcript has 3 exons. Gene Ontology annotation, molecular function: dioxygenase activity.
AUGUCUCAACUACAGGUCGAGACGUCAGCACUAAACGGCAUACCCUCGUACACCCAAGUGCCAGAAACAAGUUAUGAUUUGGACUGGGCCGACCUUGCCACCCUCGACCUGUCGAUCUUCAAUGAUCCCGGGGGCAAGCAAGCUCUGGCAGCACAACUGAAGAAUGCCAUCGAGCAAAUCGGAUUUUUCUACAUCAUAAACUUUGGUGUAGAUCAAGCCGAAGUUGAUCGGCAAUUUGCUAUUGGGAGGGAGUUCUUCAAUCUGGAUAUCGAAGAAAAGCUGAAGUAUCGUGCGGACUUAGAGAAUGGGGGAUACAACGGGUACAAACCACUUGGCAUUCGAGAAAUUGCACCAGGCUACUUCGACAAUACAGAAAUAUACAACAUCCCUAAGUUCAUACCUCAGUACGACCGCUCACAUCCAUCCCUAAUCAAGGACAACUGGCCGGCAAUAUCGAAGUUUGGAAAGUAUAUUCACGAGGAGGUAGUAUGUAAGCUCUUGGUGCUCUUCGCCAUUAUCCUAGAGUUGCCUGAAGACUCCUUCCUGAAGACUCAUCGCUACUCCGAAAAAAGCGACUGCCAUCUUCGCUACAUGAAGUAUCACGCCAGGACCCCGGAAGUCAAUAAAGCCAUCAAAAAUGUCUGGGUGAAAGGCCAUACCGACUUCGGCAGCUUGACUCUACUCUUCCGUCAGCCAGUUGCAGCGCUCCAGGUACGGACUCCACAAGAGACUUGGAAAUACGUCAAGCCGUACCCGGGGAGUAUCACCGUCAACAUUGCAGAUUCAUUGUCCUUCCUCACCAAUGGGUAUCUUAAAAGUAGUAUCCACCGAGUGGUAGCACCACCACCAGAUCAAGCACAUUUGGACAGACUAGGCAUACUGUAUUUUGUCCGGCCAGAGGACGAUCUGGAGCUGAAGACGGUUCCAAGUCCACUCCUUAAGCGUCUGGGACUAGACAAACAGGCGGAUGGUCCUGUGCUGACAGCCGGAGAGUGGGUGAAGGCACGAGUCGCGAAGAAUGUGACUAGAGCUGGUGACUCGACUCAAGAAAAUGGCGAGCAAGAGAUCAUCAAGGGAGUUUCUGCCAAGUACUAUGAUUGA